Molecule: messenger RNA, 385 nt
Organism: Lucilia sericata (common green bottle fly)
Lineage: Eukaryota; Metazoa; Arthropoda; Insecta; Diptera; Calliphoridae
Product: adipokinetic hormone
Exons: 2
Coding region: 8-256 (82 amino acids)
Cellular component (GO): extracellular region
Molecular function (GO): hormone activity
Source: RefSeq, a predicted model, not a curated record
AAUCAACAUGAACUCAAUCAGCAUCAUUGUACCAACCAUUUUCGUGCUCUUGGUCUUGGCCUGUGUCGAAUGUCAAUUGACAUUUUCUCCCGAUUGGGGUAAGAGAUCGGUGGGUGGUGGCUCUGGGUCGAAUACUGGUGCCUUUUUUGAUAGCCAACCGGGUAACUGCAAAACCUCCAAUGAAAUGCUAUUGGAAAUCUUUCGUUUUGUGCAGAAUGAGGCCCAAUUAUUUUUGGAUUGUAAACAUCGGGAAUAAUUCUUUUGAAUUUCAUCGCAACUAAAUACUCUUCAAUAUUAUAUAAGUUUUCAUUCAUUAUAAUAUAAACUAUAUAACAUUUGUAUUGUUUAGUGAAAUAUUAGAAAAUUUAUUUGAGAAAAAAAAAAA